AUGUCCCUCUUCUUGCGAGAUGAAGCUUCCUCCACGGGCGCAGACGGAUGCGUCGAAUGCCCUUCCUCGAUCGACCCUUGUCCCUCGUGUCCAGCAGGACAGGUUUGUCACCAAAUAUCUCGAACAUGCGACCAGUGCCCCAAAAAUGUCUGCGUAGAAAACACUGGCAGGUCUUCUGGCGGCGGAACGCCCGUAGGUGGCAUUGUGGGCGGAGUUGUUGGAGGUCUCGUUGUGCUUGCGCUCCUAAUAGGUGGAUUAUGGUACUACAAGCGAGUUUACAAGAAAAAGCACCCGAUGUUGGAAGACGACUUGGCUAUGGACGACUACAAAACGGAUCUUGAGGAUUCGGACACCCGUUCGCCUCGGAACACCUUGUCCAGUGGAGAAAUGGAGGGCGUUGCCGGCGCAGGGGGUGGGAACCGACCCGGUCCUCGCCCACAGGCUCGUCGGACAGACUCCAACAACUCAUUGAAGAAGAAUCACCGCAUCUCGUCGUACGAGUCGUUCAUGCGCCCUCAGGCCCGCUACACCCGUAGAGGUGGUGCUCAUCUGGCCAAAGGCGGGCGUGGGGGUCGGUCCCAAGCUCAAUUGCGGAAAAUGUCCCCGUAUGGCGAUAACGACUCCUCAAAACGUAAUUCUAUUGCUACGACGAUCUCCACGACCAACGCUUCUAACAUUUUGCCUGUGGCCUACAUCCCUGGUGUCACCGUGAGGCCCACAAAGAACAACACUCGCUCGUUAUACUCAUAUGAGUCGGAUUCGAUCUUUUCUGAUAUAAAUACGAUUGAAAAUGCCUCGAUUGUUGCAGAGAAAAACGGCCAGCUGAAGCCUUCGACGAUGACAGCCAUUCGAGCACAACCUAAACUUGUCAAUGUGGCCAGAAUAGACGAAGGGGACGAAGAAGAGGACGACGAGAUGGAGGAAAUUCAUGACAACAACGACACAACGUGGAAUUCGCAAACGAAAGAUUCCAUUGUUACCACAACGCAUGCUCUUGACGACCUGACCCACACGCUAGAUCACCACAGCGAUACGGACGCCGACUCUGAUGUGGACUCAGAUAUCGGGGAAAUUAACCGUGCGACAAGCGUAAGGCGACCACACGGGGAGGUGAUAGCUCCGCCGCAGAUACUUAUCGACGGAGAGGACGACCAUGAUGAUCUGAGCGCUGGUUCCUUCAUCUUGGACAUUGGCAAGGGGCCUUCGCAGACGUGA
This is a messenger RNA of Candidozyma auris, 1215 nucleotides long. It is a transcript of the gene OPY2, whose product is annotated as Opy2p. The record is from RefSeq and is a predicted model, not a curated record. The coding region runs from base 1 to 1215 and encodes 404 amino acids. The transcript has a single exon. Lineage: Eukaryota; Fungi; Ascomycota; Pichiomycetes; Serinales; Metschnikowiaceae.